ACACCUGACCCACACUCAGCAGCAACUGUACAGGGAUGUGAUGUUGGAGAACUACGGACACCUCUGCUUCUUGGGUCUCAAUGUGUCAAAGCCAGACCUGAUCACUUUUUUGGAGCAAGAGAAGCAGCUCUGGGAUAUGAAGAGAAAGGAAACCAAAGGCUUCCAUCCAGGAGACAGUCCUCACAAGGAUAAUGAAUGUGGGAAAGCUCAUAACCAGUCCUCCAGUGUUGCUGAUCAUCAGAGAAUUCAUGAGGGAAAAAGCCCUUUCACAUCUAAUAAACCAGGGACCAUGUUUAGUCAGUCAUCAAGACCAAAUAGAAACAAGAUAAUUCCUAGGGGCAAGAAAACUUGUAUUUCUAAGGAAUGUUGUAAAUCCUUUCACUGGCACUCGACAUUAUCUCAGUUCCUGCAAAUAUGCAAAAUAUCUAAAUGCAAGGAAUGUGGUAAAACUUUUAAGGACCCUUCAUCAGUAAAGGGACAUAAGCCAAUCCAUACUGGAGUGAAACAGUACAAAUGGGCAAAGAGUGUGAAAGCGUCUACAUUGCCCUCCACCCUUCCUGGAAGUCACCAAACUCAUACUGGAGAGAAACGUUACCAAUGUGAAGUAUGCGGCAAGACCUUUAAGUGGCGCUGCGACCUUACUCAGCAUCACCGAGCUCAUACUGGAGAGAAACCUUACCAAUGUGACGUAUGUGGCAAGGCCUUUAAGUGGCGUUCAGACGUUACUCGACAUCACCGAGUUCAUACUGGAGAGAAAACUUACCAAUGUCAAGAAUGUGGCAAGGCCUUUCACCGGAGCUCCGGGCUUAGCCAACAUCACAUAAUUCAUACUGGAGAGAAACCUUACCAAUGUCAAGAAUGUGGCAAGGCCUUUCACCGGAGCUCAUUGCUUACUGUGCAUCACAGAAUUCAUACUGGAGAGAAACCUUACAAAUGUAAGGAAUGUGGUAAGGCCUUUAGCCAAACUUCAGCCCUUACUCAACAUCACCGAAUUCAUACUGCCGAGAAGCCUUACCAAUGUCAAGAAUGCGGGAAGGCCUUUACCCGGCCUUCACACCUUACUCAACAUCACCAAAUUCAUACUGGAGAGAGUCCUUACCAAUGCCAAGAAUGUGGCAAAGCCUUUAACAAGCGCUCACACCUUGAUCAGCAUCACAGAAUUCAUACUGGAGAGAAACCUUAUAAAUGUAAGGAAUGUGGCAAGGCCUUUUCAUUGCAAUCAAACCUUCUUAAGCAUCACAGAACUCAUACUGGAGAGAAACAUUACAAAUGCGAAGAAUGUGGCAAGGCCUUUUACCAGCGCUCACACUUGAGUAACCAUCAUAGAAGUCAUACUGGCAAGAAACUUUAAAAAUGUAAAGACUAGGACUAAGGAUUGUAAAACCCUUACAUCACAGACCUUGCAUCCGAUAUAACUAGAGAAUAACUAUACACAUGUAAAGAAGUCCACCCUCUCUCUCCCUGAAACUCACAACAUCGUAGUUAUCAUAUGGGAGCAACAUGGUAAAAUGUGAUGAAUGUGGUGAGACCUUUAACUGGAAUUCAGUCUAUACUCAAUGUCCCAAAAUGGACUCUAGAUUUAAAUCCUAGAAACAUGAUGAUUGUGGAAAGACCGUCAUUUUAAUUUACAUGUUCGCAAACACAGAAAGUGCUAAAGAAGGUAAAUUGAUUCAUACAAAUAAUUAGAAAACUCUCUGAACAUCUAAUGACAAUAAAUGUCACAGAUAUCAAGUAAAAGGAGUGUAUCAGUCCCUCUAUUCAGACAGUACUUGUUAGUCCAAGGAAAAAGAUCAAGUUAAACACUUGGAAAAUGCAUAUGCUGUUACAUUGGAAAGAUUCAGUGGGGGAGUUUUUACAAGGGUACAAUUAGUUUCGAUGUGCAUUUUGUUAUAUUGUGCCUUUUUUGAGGUUUGUGACCAACAAAUAUUAAUGUAUU
Mustela erminea (ermine) is the source of this 1936-nucleotide messenger RNA. Its product is annotated as zinc finger protein 501-like. The transcript is spliced from 3 exons. Gene Ontology annotation, molecular function: DNA-binding transcription factor activity, RNA polymerase II-specific; RNA polymerase II cis-regulatory region sequence-specific DNA binding. Bases 41 to 1351 code for a protein of 436 amino acids. Lineage: Eukaryota; Metazoa; Chordata; Mammalia; Carnivora; Mustelidae. The record is from RefSeq and is a predicted model, not a curated record. Gene Ontology annotation, biological process: regulation of transcription by RNA polymerase II.